AUGAUUUCGAAUCGUAUCAAAGUGGCAUCUCGCCACGUGAAGCGCGCCGGCGUCUUUGCGCACAACUCCUCCAAACUCCGAGGUCUUGCGACAGUAGCCCCCGUGACCUCCGCUUCCCGGAACCACAAGGUCGUCGUCGUUGGUGGCGGCAGCGCCGGUCUGACUAUCAGCCACCAGCUCCUUCGAACCGGCCGAUUUUCCCAGGACGACAUCGCCAUCGUCGACCCCGCGGAAUGGCACCACUAUCAGCCCGGAUGGACCCUCGUUGGUGGCGGGCUCAAGUCCAAGCAAGAGCUGCGAAGACCGUUGAAUAGCUUGAUCGACCCCAAGCUCAAGUUCUACCAACAAGCCGUCAGCACCUUUUCUCCCGGAGAGAACAGCAUCAAAUUGGGAAGUGGCGACAACCUCGUAUAUGAACACCUCGUCGUCGCCCCAGGCAUCAAAAUCGACUAUGGUAGCAUCAAAGGAUUGCCUGAGGCAUUGGCGGACCCGAACUCGCUUGUCUCUUCCAUCUAUGGUUAUGACACCUGCGACAAAGUCUUUGGUACUUUUGAGAAGCUCCAAAAGGGAAACGCCAUCUUCACCCAGCCAGCCGGCGCAAUCAAGUGUGCCGGGGCGCCCCAAAAGGUCAUGUGGCUGGCACUGGACUACUGGAAGCGUGUGGGACUGUACAACGCCAGCAACAAUGUUUCUUCGCCGAUCAAGAUCAGCUUCGCCACUGGAAUCCCGGCCAUGUUUGGCGUGCCCAAAUACAGCGCCAAGCUCGAGGAGUUAAGGAAGGAACGGGGUGUCGAGGGACUCUUCCAACACGAUCUCACUGCCGUCGAGGGCAACACCGCCACCUUCGCUCGGCCUGACGGAAAAGAGAGGGUUACCAAGCAGUUUGAUCUCUUGCACGUUGUUCCCAAGAUGGGGCCUCAUGCAUUCGUGAAGGACAGCCCACUCGCUGACGCUGCUGGUUUCGUUGAUGUCGACCAAGCCACAACUCGUCACACCAAGUAUGCCAAUGUUUGGUCCAGCGGUGAUGCUUCCAGCCUGCCCACAUCCAAGACGGCUGCAGCGAUCACGUCGCAGGCCCCCAUCUUGGUCAGCAACUUAUUGCGGUCGCUGGACGGGAAAGAGCCCGAACCAAAGUACGACGGCUACACCUCCUGCCCUCUCACGACCGAAUACGGCAAGGUAUUGCUGGCCGAGUUCAAGUACGGUGGCGUUCCUAAGGAGACCUUUGGAGACCUCAUCGGUUUCGACCAAGCAGUCCCCCGCCGUGCGUUCUACCACCUUAAGAAGGAAUUCUUCCCCUGGGUAUACUACAACUCCAUGGUGAAGGGCACUUGGGGCGGCCCGAACGGCUGGCUGAACUAG
Messenger RNA from Colletotrichum destructivum, 1362 nucleotides. RefSeq names its product Putative sulfide quinone-reductase, FAD/NAD(P)-binding domain-containing protein. The transcript has a single exon. NCBI's taxonomy places the organism in Eukaryota, Fungi, Ascomycota, Sordariomycetes, Glomerellales, Glomerellaceae. Gene Ontology annotation, cellular component: mitochondrion. Gene Ontology annotation, molecular function: sulfide:quinone oxidoreductase activity; FAD binding. The coding region runs from base 1 to 1362 and encodes 453 amino acids. The record is from RefSeq and is a predicted model, not a curated record.